AUGAGGAUCGUGGCGACUAUCGGUGUAUGGGUUGGAUUAUCUGCGGUUGCGGCGUUCGCAAGUGAUAUCCUUAAACCAGAAGCUGAUUAUCGAGAUUUUCGGCUUUAUCAGCUUUACAAUGGCAUACGCGCCAUAGCUGUGCAUCACCCCCGUUCAACUGAGACAGGCUUCGCCGUCGCUGCAAAUGCUGGCAGUUUGUAUGAUCCUGUAGAAAUUCCUGGACUGGCGCACUUUUUAGAACAUAUGCUGUUCCUCGGGACAGAGAAAUAUCCAGAUCCCAAGAGCUACGACAGCUUCUUGACGGAAAACGGGGGAUCCAAUAAUGCAUACACAGACGAAGAAAAAACCGUUUUCUUCAAUAAGGUCAAGGACAACGCUUUUGAAGAAGCCUUGGAUCGGUUCGCUGAAUUCUUCAAAGCGCCAUUGUUCAAUCGUCAAUACGAAGAGAAGGAAGUCAAUGCUAUCGAAGCGGAACAUCAAAAGAACAUCCCCAACGAUGAUGAUCGAGUGUGGUACACUAUACGUAUGCUGGCCAAAGGACCCAUGUCUCACUUUUCCACUGGGAACUACGAGACCUUGAGCACCAUCCCUAAGGCGAAAGGGAUUGACGUCGUGGAACGGCUUCAAGAUUUUCACAACAAGUACUACUGCGGAUCCAACAUGGUUGCUGUGACGAUUUCCCCCAAAUCGCUUGAUGAACAAGAGUCCCUCGUCAGAGAGAAGCUCCAAGGCAUUUCACCGGGCCAUGCUGACUGGCUUGGGAUGGUGGAGUGUCCUGGCCCGAUGUUCGAUACUGUCACGCCUUUUGACAGCAGUAAUACUGGAAAGUUCAUCCACCUCCAGAGUUUCUCCCCAGAGCCUCGUCUAUGGAUGGCCUUUGGCCUCCCACCUACGCUUACAUCUUACAAAAGUCAACCUACCAGCGUACUGUCGUACCUGCUCGAAUAUACUGGAGAGGGGUCUUUGGCACAGCGACUCCGGCUUCUCGGUCUGGCGAAUGGCAUUACCCCUGUUGUGGAUAGAAAUACCGUUACUACACUAUUUGGCAUAAAAGUCGACCUAACUCAGAAGGGCGCUGCCCACCGCGGUCUCGUUCUCCAGGAAAUAUUUUCAUACAUCAACUUUUUACGUGAUCAUGGCGUCGGACAUGAUUUGGUUGCAUCUCUGGCUCAGCAGUCGCAAAUCGAUUUCCAUACAACGCAACCAGGAUCAUCACUCAUGGAGGAAGCAGCACGACUCGCCCACAAUUUGCUAACCUACGAGCCGUACGAUGUCAUCGCGGGAGAUUCGCUGCUGAUUGACGCUGACCCCCGUCUCACGAACCAGCUACUUCAACAGAUGUCCCCGUCAAGCGCAAUAAUUGCAUUUUCAGAUCCAGAGUUUACUUCCAAGAUAGAGGACUUCCAAACAGACCCUUACUAUGGCGUGCAAUUCAAAGUGCUUGAUAUCCCACAGCACCACGUAGUAGCCAUGACCGUCUUGACUGCCUCCCCAAACGCUUUUCGCAUGCCACCGCCUCUACUACACAUUCCUGAGGCAUCUGAACUAAAAAUUAUACCCGGUCUCCUGGGUCUCACGAAGCCAGAACUCAUCAGCGAGCAAGGGGGAAACACAGGAACGGCUGUGUGGUGGCAAGGCCAAGGAUCCUUUGCCCUCCCACGGAUCGCUGUACAGAUCAAUGCGAGCAUUCCAAAAACAAAAGCCGACCUGCUCUCCAGGACGCAAGGUUCUGUUGCACUUGCAGCUCUGGCAGAGCACCUACAGGAGGAAACUGUGGACUUCCAAAAUUGUGGCAUUAGCCAUAGCUUGGGUUUCAGAGGAAGCGGUUUCCAUGUGGCAUUUGAAGGCUACACACGAACGCAGCUCAUCAAACUUAUGUCCCACGUUGCUGACUUGCUGCGGGAUCCAUCGAUUGUGGAGCAAGAGCGCUUUGAGAGAGUAAAAGACAGACAAAUGAAGCUCCUCGCUGAUCCCACCACCAGCUUGGCGUUUGAACACGCCCUCGAGGCUGCGGCGGUUCUAACGCGCAACGACGCAUUUAGUCGCAAGGAUUUACUGAAUGCCCUUGAACAGACAACGUAUGAGAACUCCUUUGCCAAGCUUAAGGAACUGAAGAACGUUCAUGUUGACGCAUUUGUUAUGGGGAACGUGGAUCGCGACCAAUCUCUUGGACUUGUCGAAGACUUCCUACAGCAGGCUGGUUUCACUCCCAUCAGUCAUGACCAAGCUGUGCAAUCUCUUGCAAUGGAGCAGAGGCAGACCAUUGAAGCAACUCUUGCAAACCCAAUCAAGGGAGAUAAGAACCACGCCACUUUGAUCCAGCUCCAGUUGGGCAUUCCUUCAAUCGAGGACCGCGUGAAUCUCUUCGUACUGAGCCAAUUUCUCAACCGUAGAAUCUACGAUUCCCUCCGCACGGAGGCACAGCUGGGAUAUAUUGCAGGAGCAAAGGAGUCCCAGGCCAGCUCUACCGCCUUACUUCAUUGUUUUCUGGAGGGCUCAAAAAGCCAUCCUGACGAAGUUGUUAAAAUGAUUGAUGCUGAACUGCAGAAAGCAACAGAUUACCUUGCCAACAUGGUAGACAACGAAUUGAUGCGCUGGAAGGACUCUGUUCGUGCUCAGUUAACGAAGAAGGAGGCAAAUUUCUCGGAAGAAUUCGCGAAGUCUGCGGGAGAGAUAUUCCUUCAUUCAAAUUGCUUCGAAAAGAAGGAAUUGGAACUGCAGUAUCUCGAAAGCGAUUUUUCCUUAAAACAGUUGCUUCGCACCUUUUCGAAGCUCUCUGAUCCGUCGAGGAGAAUGGUUGUUAAGCUGAUUGCGGACACCGAACCAUCGGAGGAAGUUACACUAAUCGGCAAAACAAAAGACGCUACGCUUCUUCGCCGUCACGCUAGCGGUAAGAUUAAUGUCCAUGCGUUUAAGCCAUCCGAAAUAAAUACUUUUUUCGCUGAUGCAGCGGUCCCAGAAAAACUGCUUACUCUUGAAAACAAGCUUGUCUCCAAAGUUCAGGAAGCAAAUGGCUUUUUCCCGGAUGUGUCUGUGUGCGAGUUACAGUCUAGCCUCGUCUCACUUUUCGAACUCUUGGAGGAUCUUUGA
This is a messenger RNA of Cyclospora cayetanensis, 3090 nucleotides long. RefSeq names its product sporozoite developmental protein. The record is from RefSeq and is a predicted model, not a curated record. The transcript has 8 exons. Bases 1 to 3090 code for a protein of 1029 amino acids. NCBI's taxonomy places the organism in Eukaryota, Apicomplexa, Conoidasida, Eucoccidiorida, Eimeriidae. Gene Ontology annotation, molecular function: metalloendopeptidase activity; metal ion binding. Gene Ontology annotation, biological process: proteolysis.